GCGUCUGUGAUUCGGCUGAAGAAAGGUGUGACAAAGUGUCCAAACACGCAGAAAAAACUCCUGCUGAAGCAACUGAGAUCCUCGUGACACACUAUUAUAAAGAUGGCGUUUAUUAAAGUUGAGAGUGAAGACAUGAAGAUUGAAGAAGUAUUCAGAGUCAGACAUGAAGAUACUGAGACACAAACAGAGUCUCCUGAUAAACAGUCAGAGACAGAGGAUGUGCCAAACCCCAAAGAAACUUUCACCACCCACAAAAAUUACUGCUACGUCUGCAAGAAACCUCAGUCUAAAAUUUCACGUCACUUCAAACAGCAUCAAAACAGUGAGACGGAAAUUGCUGCUGCAUUCUCUCUCCCUAAACACUCCAAGGACAGAAAACAGUUACUUGAGAAGCUACGAAACAGAGGCAACUACCAACACAAUCAAGAGGUUAUAGAAAGAAAAAGAGGACCACUGAAAAUUAGGAGGCGCACAGGAAGAUCAGAAAUCGAGCUGAGUGCCAAAACAUUUGUGCAUUGUGUAUACUGUAAAGGCCUGUUUGUUCGCAAGGAGCUGUGGCGCCAUACACGGAGAUGCCCUUCAAAGAUGUCUGAAGCAACUGGCAAGGCCAAAGUAUUAGAUUUGGCUGAUAUUGCAGAGUCAACAUUCUCCCAACCAAUAUCUCCUGAGGUGUGGAAGAUCUUGGGAAAUAUGAAGAAUGAUGACAUUUCAUCAGUAGUUCGAAAUGAUUUCCUCAUACUUCAGUUGAGUCAAUGUCUUUACAACAAGCAUGGCAGUGAUCCAUCAAAAUCUGAAUACAUCAGACAGAAGGCUCGAGAAAUGGGCAGACUCUUGCUAAGAUUGAGAAGAAAAUACUCCAUAUAUAGCUUUGAAGAUGCUGUGAAACCGAACCAUUUUUACAAAGUCCUUGAGGCUGUGAAAGAUGUUGCUGGUUACGAUGAAAAGAGCCAUUUGUAUAAGACGCCAAGUCUUGCACUGAAGUUAGGACAUUCACUUAACAAGAUUGGUGACGUUAUUCUCUGCAGGGCCAUCGCAGUAGAGGAUGAUGUUAUGACAAAAGCAGCAGAGCGAUUCAAAAGACUGUGCUCAAGUGAAUGGACAGGACAUGUCUCGCAUGCUGCUCUUGCUACUUUGAACAAAUCAAAGUUCAGCAAACCAUCUACUAUACCAUUCACACAGGACGUGCAGCUUCUCCACCAGUACCUAGAGAAGAAAUCAGUUGAAGCUUCUGAAAGCCUAAAAAAUCACGAGUCUUCACAGACAUAUGCAGAACUUGCCAAAGUGGCACUUGCACAAGUAAUAAUAUUCAACCGACGUUGUGCAGGAGAAGUCUCAAAAAUGACGCUGGAAUUGUAA
Messenger RNA from Sinocyclocheilus anshuiensis, 1356 nucleotides. RefSeq lists its product as uncharacterized. The record is from RefSeq and is a predicted model, not a curated record. The transcript has 4 exons. NCBI's taxonomy places the organism in Eukaryota, Metazoa, Chordata, Actinopteri, Cypriniformes, Cyprinidae. Bases 103 to 1356 code for a protein of 417 amino acids.